This is a messenger RNA of Mollisia scopiformis, 1412 nucleotides long. Its product is annotated as ubiquitin carboxyl-terminal hydrolase-like protein isozyme L3. The transcript is spliced from 3 exons. Gene Ontology annotation, molecular function: cysteine-type deubiquitinase activity. Gene Ontology annotation, biological process: ubiquitin-dependent protein catabolic process; protein deubiquitination. Lineage: Eukaryota; Fungi; Ascomycota; Leotiomycetes; Helotiales; Mollisiaceae. Gene Ontology annotation, cellular component: cytoplasm. Bases 175 to 972 code for a protein of 265 amino acids. The record is from RefSeq and is a predicted model, not a curated record.
CUCUUUUCUUCGCCAGCCUUGCACUUGCGGAUUACGCGCCUUCAGCAGCCUAGACUUGCUUACAAUAAAUCCGAAAUAGAUUCGAACCCUUCAGAGAGCUCAUCGUCUUUUCUCUUCACCUCUGGUCGUUUAUCGUAUGCCAAUUCAGCCGCCGUACUUCAAAGGCUGCCCAAAAUGACGAAGCUCCCAGAGGCUCAGCUGUCCGAACAAGCUCCCAUCACUCAGGAUGACCCCGAUGUUCCCAAAACUCGCAAGGCGUUCGUGCCUCUGGAAAACAACCCAGAGGUCAUGUCCUCCCUGGUUCACAAGCUUGGACUUUCACCCAACCUCUCUUUCCACGACGUCUUCAGUAUCGACGACCCCGAACUUCUUGCCUUCGUGCCCCGACCUGCCACAGCACUCUUGCUCGUAUUUCCAGUCAGCAAAUCAUACGAGACCUUCAGAGUGGAGGAGGACAAAGAGAAGAAGGAGUAUGAGGGCAAGGGUGCGAGCGAGCCCAUCAUCUGGUACAAACAGACUAUCCGAAAUGCAUGUGGUUUGAUUGGAAUAUUACAUGCUGUCAGCAACGGAAGCUCGAGGGGCUAUAUCACAUCCAAUUCUGAUCUUGAGAAGCUGGUGAAGGAUGCCACACCACUCGGCCCAGUCGAACGAGCAGACCUACUAUACGAGUCCCAAGCCUUAGAGAAAGCGCACCAAGGUGCUGCGACCCAAGGGCAAAGCAAUGUGCCAGGUGCCGAAGACGACAUCGACCUGCAUUUCGUUUGCUUUGUUAAGGACGAGAAAAAUAACCUGUGGGAAAUGGACGGCCGAAGAAAAGGCCCACUAGAGAGAGGUACUCUUGCGGCAGAUGAAGAUGUCUUGAGUGAGAAGGCUCUUGAUCUGGGUGUCCGCAGAUUCCUGAAACGAGAAGAGGAGGCCGGUGGUGGCGAACUCAGAUUCAGCUUGAUCACAUUGGCUCCAAGUCUUGAUUGAUAGCUCAUGAUACUCACGCAUGCAUACAAUGGCGUAUGGGGGGAAUGCUGGGCGGGGACUGUAGCCAGGGAAGGCACUUUGAACUUGCAUAUGGGAAGAUCUUGAGCGGCAGUGUGUCUACAAACGAGCAUUAGAACUACCAGCCCCUAUUGCAACAGUGAUUUUGGCAUGGAUGGAAAUGGCUUCUGCUGACAUAAACAUGGUCUAGGUCCUAGAGUUCACGAAUUUGCUGUUGCGCAUUUUCAGUCCCAUCUUGGAUCAUGCAUGAGGGUCUGAGCCUUCAUGUCAACUCCUCCCUCGCUUGCACAGCUGGACACAUCUUUUCCACAAGCGAGCGAGAGACCCUUUACCUCACCGACUGCAAACAUUCUUCUAAGUUGGCUGUACUUCAUUUACGCCUCUAACUCCACUUAGACAUUUACCACGAAUCAGAGCAGCUC